This is a messenger RNA of Juglans microcarpa x Juglans regia, 828 nucleotides long. Its product is annotated as glucose-6-phosphate isomerase 1, chloroplastic-like. Gene Ontology annotation, molecular function: monosaccharide binding; carbohydrate derivative binding; glucose-6-phosphate isomerase activity. Gene Ontology annotation, cellular component: cytosol. Lineage: Eukaryota; Viridiplantae; Streptophyta; Magnoliopsida; Fagales; Juglandaceae. Bases 340 to 570 code for a protein of 76 amino acids. The record is from RefSeq and is a predicted model, not a curated record. The transcript is spliced from 8 exons. Gene Ontology annotation, biological process: gluconeogenesis; glycolytic process; glucose 6-phosphate metabolic process.
AAGAACUAGGAGCUGGUUUAUACCUAGCUACGCACUGCCAUUAAAAUAUUUCCUUCCUUAAAAUGCCUUCUAUAUUCUCAAGUAUUGUUGUAUUGUUGCUAAUAUAAUCUCAAAAUUAAAAUUGUUUUCAGAGGGGAGGCACUCCUGAAACUAGAAAUGGAAGUACAGAAAGCUUUUCGUGAAGCUGGCCUGGAGUUUGCAAAACAGGGUGUUCCCAUAACGCAAGAAUAUUCAUUGUUAGAAAACACCGAAAUGUCUGCAGUUGGUCUGCUUCCAGCAGCACUUGAGGCAAUUGACAUAAGAGAAAUGCUUGCCGCAAUGCUGGUGCAUCAUUAAUGGAUGAGUCGAACAGAAUCAUGGUGCAUUGUUGUUUAUGCUUUGUAUUGGGCUUCUGACGGGAUAGGAUCAAAGGAUAUGGCUGUUCUUCCUUACAAGGAUAGUCUACUGUUGUUUAGUCGGUAUUUGCAGCUGCUGGUCAUGAAAUCUCUUGGGAAGGAGUUUGACUUGGAUGGUAAUCAGGUGAAUCAAGGACCUACUGUCUAUGGGAAUAAAGUUAUAUUCAGCAACUGAGAUAAGGUGUGCAGAACUUCUUUGUGAUGUUCAUUGAGGUGCAUCGUGAUAGACCCCCCCCCCCCCCCCCCCCCCCUCUCCUGCGGUCAUGAUUGGGAGCUUGAACAUGGCGUCACAUGUGUGACUACCUCUUUGGUAUGCUGCAGGUUUGAUCCAAAUAGCACCAAGUCUAAAGAUAGAAGUUCAGUUUUGUUGUGUUAGCUGAUAAAGCGCUGUUACUUUUAUGUCUUUUUAAACUGAACAUACUGAUUAAAUUUC